AUGGUACAGAAAUAUUUAAAGCCGCAUAAAAAAUUUAUAUCACGAACUUUAAUAAAAAAUAUACUUAAUUUACAAAAUAAAGAAUUCGAUGAAUUGGUUACACUGUUGGGUGUAGUCCCUUAUGUCCCAAAGGAGAAACAGAAAGUUGAUCGUAUUCAAGAUUAUUUUUACAGAAUGACUGAUUUUGAAAAAAUAAAAAACUCGGAAAUUUUAAAAAUAUUUAAAUCGAAUAAAAGAAAAUUGGCAAAAAAAGAAAAAUAUGAAAAACGAGGUUUAUUGAUUCGUGCAAAUAAAAUACACGAAGAAGAAUACAAUUAUAUAGAUCUUAUAAAAGAUCGAUAUAGUUCAUUUGGCAAAGCAGUCGAUGAAUUAAGUUCAUCUUUGUCGGGAUUAUGUUUAUCAACUAAACUUUCUAUGGAUUCAGAAAUAAAUAACAUUUUAAAUGAUUUCAAAGAAUUUGUAGUUUGUAAUAGAUUAUUAACUAAAAGUUUUAUGUCUAGUAAGGGAAUUUACUAUGAAAUUACUAUUCAAAAUUUAAAGGUUGUAUGGUUAAAUCCUUAUAAUGGGCUAAAUCUUGAAGAAAUUAUUGAAAUAAAAAAAGAUGAGCCUGUACCAUUUAAAUGGAGUGAACCCAACUUUCUUGAUUUUGCAUCUGAAGAAGAAGAAGAAUCUGAAGGAGAAGAAGAAUUUGUUAAAUCUGACAAAUUAGAUGUAUCUUUUCUUUCCUAUGCCAUUCCUUUACAAAAAUAUCAUUUAAAGUUAGUUUUACAUAAAUUAAAGAACAUGGAUAUUAAAAGAAAUAAUAAUAUUUUUGAAGGAUUGAAAUUUUCUAUAUUUUGCUCUAAUCUUGAAGAAGAUUUAUCUUUUGUAAUUCGAUCGUGUUCUGGUUUAGUUGUUAAUGAUUCAUCUUAUGAUAUUUGUUUGGGUGAAAAUUUUGAAGACAUUUUAGAAAACAAAAUAUAUUGUCAUCCACAAUUUAUUUUUGAUUCUUUAAACGAAGGUACUAAACUUGAUAUUAACUUGUAUCUUGUAGGUAAAAGGAUUCCAAGUCAUGUAUCACCAUUUAAAGUUAAUAAUUACAUUAAUCCAGAUUUAUUACUUUCUUUAUCUAAAAAUAAAAGAAAUAAACUGCAAGAUAUAAUUGAUGGAUUUGAGGAUGUACACUACAAAGAAAAAAAAUAA
Molecule: messenger RNA, 1182 nt
Organism: Vairimorpha ceranae
Lineage: Eukaryota; Fungi; Microsporidia; Nosematidae
Product: 60s ribosomal subunit biogenesis protein
Exons: 1
Coding region: 1-1182 (393 amino acids)
Biological process (GO): maturation of LSU-rRNA from tricistronic rRNA transcript (SSU-rRNA, 5.8S rRNA, LSU-rRNA); ribosome biogenesis
Cellular component (GO): PeBoW complex; nucleolus
Molecular function (GO): RNA binding
Source: RefSeq, a predicted model, not a curated record